AUGAAAAAAACAAUUCACUAUCAUCACAAAGAUAAUGAUGUAACUACUACUAUUCAUGAAGUUGAAGUCGACAAUGUCGAUUCGAUUAAUGAAGACAUAGCUAUAAUAGAUGAGAAUGAAUUUGCUAAUGUUAAUGGGAUCACCUACUCAUUGGAUACAUUGUUAGGGGAUGAUCUUGUUGAUUCCAAAAAACAAGAAAGUUCAAUUGGUGAUGAUGCGUCAAUUGUUCCCAAUAACAGCAGCAAGAAUAGUGAUGGUAGUAGUAUUAACAAUGAAUCUAAGGAGGAAAUUGUAGCAAAAAGUGUUUUAUGGCCAAUUAGUCCAAUACAUGGACAUCAUUUCAAAGAAGAAAGUAAGCUAUAUUUUUGUGUUGUAUAUUUAGCACCUGGUGAUUAUCAUAAAUUUCAUUCACCAACAAAUUGGGUUGUUGAAUAUAGACGUCAUUUUGCAGGAGAAUUAUAUUCCGUUUCACCAUAUAUGUUGAGAAUAUUAACAGAUUUAUUUGUGUUAAAUGAACGUGUUGUGCUAUUAGGGAGAUGGAAACAUGGAUUUUUUUCUAUGACUCCUGUUGGUGCAACUAAUGUUGGAUCUAUAAAAAUAAAUUUCGACAAGGCACUUUGUACAAAUAAAGGUGAAGAUUUAACAGUUGGUACAUAUACGGAAGCUUCAUACAGGAAAGCUAGUAAAUUAUUAGGUGGUCAGCCUUUAAGAACUGGCGAUGAAAUAGGUGGAUUUCAAUUAGGUUCUACUAUUGUAUUAGUUUUUGAAGCACCAGAUAAUUUUAAUUUUUCUAUAAAACCUGGCCAGAAAAUUAAAUUUGGUCAAAAAUUAGGAAAUGUUUCUUAA
Messenger RNA from Entrophospora sp. SA101, 846 nucleotides. Lineage: Eukaryota; Fungi; Glomeromycota; Glomeromycetes; Entrophosporales; Entrophosporaceae. The record is from the annotation of a GenBank genome assembly.